UUCUACAUCAUGCUUUGUGAACACAAAGGAACAUAAUCAUAUUGUAUCGGUUGUCAAUAAAUAAUCUGUGAAAAAUGUAUUUGUUGUACUGAUCCAAAAAAAAUAAAUUUACCAGACAAUGAUUUAAAUGCGCUUUGCUCAAGAUGUGAUUAAAUCUCAGCCCAAUUAAGGUGUGAAUAGUGCAAAUUUCAAUUCUGCGAAGAAUGUUUUCAAUCAGUUCACAAUAUAGGGAAAUUCUCUACUCAUAUCAAAAUUGCAAUUAAUUAAGAGCUACACUAAUAAAUAGCGAAAUAAUUGUCGAUUAUUGCAGAAUUCGAAUAGUACUCAUAAGAUCAAAUGGCUUCUGUUUUGAGAUACUUUGAUUAGAUUCAAGAAGUUUUAGAUAGGAAAAAAUAAUAGUUAAUUGAUACAAUCUCUAAUUAUCAGGGUUAAUAAAUGAAAAUGCUUAAAUAAAGAAGAAAUGUAAUUGAAGCGGCUGUCAAAAUCAAUUCAGAACAAUCCUUUGAAAUCCCAUAGUGUCUCAAUUAUUAGAAGGAAACAUUUAAUUUAACUUCCAAAGAAUAGUUUAUCGAGUUUAUCUUAAAUAUCGAUUUUUAAAAAAACCUUGAAUCAAGUACAGUCAGUCCUCGUAGAAUUCAUACUUAGUCUAGUGUGAGAAGGAGUGCAAGUUCUCGAAAAUUGGAAAGUCAAGAAAAAAUUGUUGAAAUUUGUGAAACUUUUGAAAAGAGAAAGUUUAUUAAAUAAUUGUGUUAAUCAAAUUCUAUUUAGUUAUAAUGGACUCACUCCAAAUAAAGGGUUGACUAUAAUUUAGAGAUGGGAAUUGGGAUGAAAAUCAAAGGAGUUGAAUAGUUUAAAUAGGUUUAUAAGGGUACGGACCCAUAAUUUACAAUCUCUGGGUUAUAAACAAAAACAAAUUAUAAAUUCAGAGUGUAAUGUAUCUUUGAAAAUAGAACAAGUGAAUUCAGCGAGAUCUUGAAUUUGACUACGUCUCAACAAUAAUCUGUUGAGGAUAGCCUAAUAAUUUCUAAGAAGAUAAUAAACAAUGAUAUCUAGGUGUAAUUUGAGAAACCUGGGUUAGUGUUAGGCACGAAUCCAUUAUAUUUUGGAGUCUGGUCUUGGGAAAUCAAACUAAUAAUCAAUGGAAUAAUUGAAGACUUGACUGCCAGCUUGGUUGUGGGAGUAGCCAAUAAGUAGAGAAAGAUAGUUGGAACUACACUUAAUUAUGGUUAUCAGAGAGACUCCUUAGUUAUCAAAGUCUUGGUUGAUAUGGACAACAAGUGUAUGACUAUAACUUCGAAGAUGCACCCAAAUGGAGAGAGAUUCCAAAACAUAAUAGGUCCUGUAUUCCCAGCAUUUUAGAAUAAGAAUACUCAUAAAGGAUCGGGAUGUAAAUUAUUGAUAUAAUAUUAAUAAUUAUGAAUAAAAAAGAAUUGAGAAAGCUUAAUUCUUACGUAGACAAAGAAGUACUCAAUCUGACAGGUGGACUCUAUCCAUUUGCUCUUUUCUCAUAAACAAAGCCUCAAAAUCAUUAGAAAUGGGCUCAGGAGGAGAUACUGUUAUCGAAUUAGUAAAUUGAAAAAGUAAAGGCGUGGGUGCCUGAAUAAGAAAGGGGAAAAAUGUUCACUGGAGAGAAGGUCAAUUACGAUCCAGAAUACCUUGAGUUUAAAGAAGGAGAAGUAAGUGUUGAUGAUGAUUGGAGUUUUGAAGAGACUUAAUAUUUGUUCAAUUAAUUGAGGAAUUACAAUUACAAUUUCAUAGUGCUUUCUGAUCGAUAUUCAUAUAAAAAUAAAAACAGAGAUAUUUAUGAAUUGAAAGACAGAUAUUAUGGCGUUGUUAAUGAAGUCUUGCAAAAGAGGAAUGAAACAUCGCAUUUUCUAUACAAUUAUGUUUACGAUGAAGAAUAUGAUCGGUUUAGGAAUAUGGAACUUGAAAAGUACUUAAAACGAACAAAGCAAAUUUGUGAUGAAGAAAAGAAGUUGCAAGAAGAUUUAAGGAAGGUUGAUCAAUAAAUAAAAAAGCAAGAGAGAGAACAUAAAAGUCUAUGCAAAUCUAUUAAUUUAUAAGAAUAUGAUGUAACUAGUAUUUGUCAUUUAGGACAUUGACGACAAAUCUAUCAAUUACAUUAUAGACAUGUCAUCAAGAAAUGAAGAAGUAAAAAAGACAACUACUGAGAGAAUAGUGUAUUUAAGAAAUAAAUGGAUUAAUGAGGCAUUACCAUUACCCACUUAAAUCAAGGAUAAAUUGGAUAGGCAACUAAAGGAAGUGCUUUAAAAUACUAAAUUAGCUUUGAAUUAAGAAAUCGAAGAGUUAUUCUGCAAUCUACGAAAACUCUAAUUGGGCGUAUUGAGUUAGCAGAGAUUACAAAAGAGAAGAGAAUAAGACAAAAGAUAUUUAGAAGAUAAAAUCAAAAAACUUAAAGCCUAACAUGAUUCACAAUAAGCAAGUGAUAUGAAAACUAAAAAAUGA
This is a messenger RNA of Paramecium octaurelia, 2466 nucleotides long. The record is from the annotation of a GenBank genome assembly. Lineage: Eukaryota; Ciliophora; Oligohymenophorea; Peniculida; Parameciidae.